This is a messenger RNA of Doryrhamphus excisus (bluestripe pipefish), 2865 nucleotides long. It is a transcript of the gene f2rl1.1, whose product is annotated as coagulation factor II (thrombin) receptor-like 1, tandem duplicate 1. Gene Ontology annotation, molecular function: thrombin-activated receptor activity. The record is from RefSeq and is a predicted model, not a curated record. Gene Ontology annotation, biological process: phospholipase C-activating G protein-coupled receptor signaling pathway; thrombin-activated receptor signaling pathway; blood coagulation. Gene Ontology annotation, cellular component: plasma membrane. Lineage: Eukaryota; Metazoa; Chordata; Actinopteri; Syngnathiformes; Syngnathidae.
CUAUUUGGCUCGAUCCGCCCACCCUCUCCAGCUGCUGUCUGACUACCUGUGGAGGUGAAGCCGCCACAAGGCGCCACUCCCGCGGACUAUACGUCGUCGUCGUAGUCGCUGCUGUUUAUUCUACUUUUACACUCAGCCAUGACUGUUUGGAGUUGUUGUCUGCUUCUCGUUCUUCUUUGUUGUCUACACACAUGCUUGUGCGACGACACAGAUCCUCUGCGAGGCUGGACAGGCACUGAGACCAACAGGGGUCUUUUGGUGGACCACCAGGUUGUGUCUGCUCUGAGCAGCAGGCUGACCACCGUCUUCCUGCCGGUGGUCUACAUCGUGGUGUUCGUGGUGGGCCUUCCCACCAACGCCAUGGCCAUCUGGGUGUUCCUUUUCCGCACCAAGAAGAAGCACCCGUCGUCCAUCUACAUGGCCAACCUGGCGCUGGCUGACCUGUUCUUCAUUAUCUGGGUCCCACUGAAGAUAGCAUACCACUUCAAUGGCAACAACUGGAUCUAUGGCGAGGGCCUGUGCAAGGUUCUGGUGGCCUUCUUCUAUGGGAACAUGUACUGCUCCAUGGGCUUCAUCGCCUGCAUCAGCGUGCAGCGCUACUGGGCGGUGGUCCACCCACUGGUCCAGCAGAGGCGGGAGAACUGCGUGGCCUACAUCGUUUGUGGGAGCAUCUGGGCGGUUGUGUGGCUACUCACUAUCCCGCUUUACCUGUACGACCAGCAGGUCCAAAUCGCCAACCCCAACAUCCUCACCUGCCACGACGUCACCCGCCCGGGCCAGAGGAAGAUAGCGGCAGGCUACUUCCUGACCAUGGGCACCGUGGGCUUUAUGGUACCGGCUGUGGUGUGCGUGGUCUCCUACGUGCUCAUGCUGCGGACCCUCUGCAGCAGCAUGACAGACCCGACCGUCGGCAAGCAGCGUCGCAAGGCGGUGGUGCUGAUUGUCACCGUUCUGCUGAUGUUCCUGGUGUGCUUUGCACCCAGCAACGUCAUGCUGCUGGUGCACUACGUGCUGCUGCUGAAUGAGGCCAAGAACAACAUGUACGGCUUCUACAUCACUACACUGUGCCUGGCCAGCCUCAACAGCUGCAUUGACCCUUUCGUUUACUACUACAUCUCUGACGACUUCCGACAGCACGUCAAGAACACCUUCCUGUGUCGCAGCGAGCGCACCGUGGAGCGCAUGAGGGUGUCCUUCAGCGCCCUCAAGUUCUCCAAGAAGAGCAACACCUACACGUCCGAUUCUGGGGCCAACACGGGGAGCACAGAGUUAAAAAUGGACUCUGCUCACUUUUGGACACUUUUGAUCGUUUUGUGUCACAUUUGGGUCGCGGAUGGUGCAGGAAAAGGACGUGGUUUCGUCGGGGUCAUAGAUUCCCAAAACCCAGACCUGGUGGUCGUGGACCGAUCCACGGCGGAGACACUGCAAAGCCAGCUGACGACCGUCUUCCUGCCGGUGGUCUACAUCGUGGUGUUCGUGGUGGGCCUGCCCACCAAUGCCAUGGCCAUCUGGGUGUUUCUGUUCCGCACCAAGAAGAAGCACCCGUCGUCCAUCUACAUGGCCAACUUGGCGCUGGCCGACCUGCUCUUCGUCAUCUGGACGCCGCUGAAGAUCGCCUACCACUUCAGCGGUAACAAUUGGAUCUACGGUGAGCCGCUGUGCAAGGUUCUGGUGGGCUUCUUCUACGGAAACAUGUACUGCUCCAUCAUCUUCAUCGCCUGCCUCAGCGUGCAGCGCUACUGGGUGGUGGCCCACCCGCUGUCCCAGCAGAGGAAGAACAACAAGGUGGCCAUUGGCGUCUGUGUGGGCGUCUGGGUCUUCAUCUGGCUCAGCACCACGCCGCUCUACCUCUACCAGCACACGGCCCAACUACGAGAGCCCGCCAUCACCACCUGCCACGACGUCAACAUCAUCGAGGACCCGCUGGACCCCUUCCCAUCCGUGCAGCUGCCUUUCUUCUACUUCAUCUGCAUGGGCCUGGUGGUGUUCCUGGUGCCGUGCGUGGUCAUUGUGGUGGCCUACGUCCUGCUCCUGAGAGCCCUGGGCCGGAACAUGGACGACAGCACAGCGGCUAAGAACCGCAGACGGGCGGUGGUUCUGAUCGUCAUCGUGCUGCUCACCUUCCUGCUGUGCUUCGUCCCGAGCAAUAUCAUGCUGGUGGUGCAUUACUCGCUGCUGAAGGACGGCGUGGAGAACAACGGCUACGGCUUCUACGUGACCACGCUGUGCCUCGCCAGCCUCAACAGCGUGCUGGACCCGUUCAUCUACUACUUUGUGUCUGAGGACUUCCGCAACCACGUGAAGAACACGCUACUGUGCAGGAGCAGCCGGACUGUGGAGCGCAUGAGGGUCUCCUUCAGCUCCAUGAAGUACUCCCGGAAGAGCAAGUCCUAUGUGUCUGAUUCGGGGAACACACAGAGCAGCUCUUGCUAGCCAAUGCCGCUCGUGCAAGGAUCACGCCGGUCGGUCUGGUUAUGACCGGGAACCAAAGAUUUUAGGCCAAAUGGACACGGAUGUUUAGAAAAAAUCAGAUUUGACUUCACAACGGAUAUUUUGGAAAACACUUGUGGAAGUUUUCGUGUGGACACGUGGAAAACGGUGCUUUUUGCUUGUGUUGUUUGCUUAAUUUAAAAGUAUUUUUCCACAACAGAACAUAGUUUUUUUUAUUCACUCUGUUGUGUGUGGACAUCAGGAAGAUGUUGAAACAUCCGUCAAUGCUGGGAUUGACUUUAGCCUUGUGAAUAUGGAGGAGCAGCGAGUGGAGACUCGACACGUUUAACCUCAUUAUCCACUUUAGUGUUUGCUUCAUGUGCAGAUUUAUUUUAGCGUUACAGUGUAUUGUUUUGGUAAAUAAAUGCUAAAUAU